UAUGCUGCGGAAUCUGUUGGCUCUUCGUCAGAUUGCCCAAAGGACCAUAAGUACUGCUUCACGCAGACCAUUUGAAAAUAAAGUUCCAGAGAAACAAAAGCUAUUUCAGGAGGAUAAUGGAAUUCCAGUGCAUCUAAAAGGUGGGGCAGCUGAUGCCCUCCUGUAUAGAGCCACCAUGAUUCUUACAGUUGGUGGAACAGCGUAUGCCAUAUAUCAGCUGGCUAUGGCGUCAUUUCCCAAGAAGCAGGAUUGACUUCAAUUUAUCAUUCCAGCAGUUGGUUCAGUUUAAUUCAGAGCUCUAUGGACCAGCAAUCUGAUAAAUAGCAGCUCUUCUUUGGGAUCAAUAUUUAUUCACUUGUACUAACUGCCACCAAUAAAGCAGUCUUUACCAUG
Messenger RNA from Chrysochloris asiatica (Cape golden mole), 393 nucleotides. RefSeq names its product cytochrome c oxidase subunit 7A2, mitochondrial-like. The record is from RefSeq and is a predicted model, not a curated record. Lineage: Eukaryota; Metazoa; Chordata; Mammalia; Afrosoricida; Chrysochloridae. Gene Ontology annotation, biological process: mitochondrial electron transport, cytochrome c to oxygen; regulation of oxidative phosphorylation; mitochondrial respirasome assembly. The transcript is spliced from 4 exons. Bases 2 to 253 code for a protein of 83 amino acids.